AUCUUUUUAACUGUCAUAAAAGUGAAAAAAGAAGUUGACAACUGCCAAGUCAACUCUUCAUUCCCUUUUUAUCAAUAUUGCAUGCUGACUUUAGACUUAGUGAGCAGCCUGGACCGUGAUGCAUAUAUCAAAGUAAUUUGCACAAGAGACCAAAACCAAAGCUCUGUUCUUUACAUGCACUGGCACAGUGUAUUCUUACAUGUUGUAUUAACGUUGCCAUAUUGCACUGAGCAGCCAGGACAGAUCCAUUUACAGCUUCUGUUGCCGCAAUUCUGUAGUUAUAUCUUUUUUCCCUCAUUUGUGCCAUUCACAAAAAAGUGAAAUAAAGCAGAACCACGAGUUAAGGUUAUGUUAAGGUUCCACUGUAGUUCUAAGCGUCAUCCGCUUGGGUUCCAAGAUCAGCAAGGGAUUCCGAAACGACUUUGAUUUCCGUGCAGCUUGUGGUAACCAUCAUUGUCCCACCCCCCCACAGAAGUGUUUGUCACCGUAGGUAAGAGGUAGGGCUUCAUCAACAUGCUAUGUCACUCACAUACACAUACACAUACAUGUACACACACACAGUGUCACCACUUUACACCCACAGUUAAUUCCAACUCAUGUUUCACUCUUGGUAUACCUGACGUUUUCUGCUUCUCCCCCCUUCUUCCACUGCGCCCUCUAGGAUCCCAUUUCACCCGGCAACAGCAGCAGCAUAGCCAUGCUACGUCUUGCCGCCACUUCCAGCUAGGCCCCCAGGCCACGCUGCCCAUGGACUUCCCCAUGUCCCAACCGCAGUCGGGCAUCAACCCCCACCUGGCCCCGUCCGGCCACCAGCACGGACCCCCACUACACCACCCGCCCCUCAACUCUAUGCCCGCCCCCCAGUUCCAGGACAUCCCUGCCCCUCCCUUCCUACCUCAGGCAUUACACCAGCAAUACCUCCUUCAGCAGCAGAUCCUUGAGGCUCAGCACCGACACAUCUUGCCGCCUAACAGUAGACGCACCCAGGAGAGAGUUCCUCACCAGCCCCAUAGACUGCGUCCAGGCUACGAGUUUGGCCCGCCUCUGCACGUCCCUCCCCAGCCAGUGGUGCAGCAGCCACGCUACCUGGCUGAGGGCACUGACUGGGAUUUAAGUGUGGACGCAGGACUUCCCCCACACCAGUACCACAUCCACCCACUGCCGCAGCACUAUCAGCACUAUCUGACCUCUCCCAGAAUGCACCACUUCCCCAGGAACAACACCUCAACACAAGUGGUCGUACACGAGAUCCGAAACUAUCCGUAUCCUCAGUUGCACUUGCUGGCGCUGCAGAGCCUCAACCCCUCUCGUCAUGCAUCAGCUGUAAGGGAGAGCUACGAGGAGCUUUUGCAGCUGGAGGACCGACUGGGCAGCGUAAACCGUGGAGCGGUCCAAACCACCAUCGAGAGAUUCACUUUCCCCCACAAGUACAAGAAGAGAAUCCCCCAGGACCUGAAGAUGUGUCUGGAUGACGAAGAGCUAGACACGGAUGAAAAGUGCACCAUUUGUUUGUCCAUGUUGGAGGACGGCGAGGAUGUCAGGAGAUUACCCUGCAUGCACCUCUUCCACCAAGCGUGUGUGGACCAAUGGCUGGCCACCAGCAGGAAGUGCCCCAUAUGCAGGGUGGACAUUGAAACCCAGCUCAACCCUGACAGUUGACACCUACAGCCUCACAUCCCACAAUCCUCUGCUUUCUCCGCCUUGUGGCGGGGUGGGGGCAUGGUAGGAUCAACCAAGCACACACACACACACAAACACACACAUAUAGGCAGGGAUGGGGUUGACACAUUUUAAGACUGGCUUGACUACGUGGAUGUAUAAGAAAGGCAAACGUCAACAUGGAUGCUGCACACGUGUACAGAACAUGACACAAAACCAUUAGCAUGAGGUUGUUUGGUGUGUGUCCUGAUCCAGUAUUUACCAGAGUAACAGUGUUGUGUAGCAACAGAGAGGCCAUGUUUGUGGGUGGCUAGAGCGCUGGUCUGAACCUUUCAAAGCCCACUUUUGUGUAAAAAAGGCCAGAAACCAUGAAAAAAAAACCAACCCCUCUCUCUCUCUGUGUUGUGAUUUUAUUUUGGAUGUAGGCGCCAUCAUUGCUAACGCGGCUAACUGCAGGCAUGGCUUCCAGUGAUGUGUGUUGUGGGGCCCCUCGCUAGAUUAGACGACCCCCCCCAUCCCCAUAAAUGGUGUGCAUGUGUGUGUGUGCACCAGGCUUUUUGGACUGUGUCGUCAUUGUGGAGCAAGUAGAAGCAGGGGACCCGUGUAGUGUGCAUGCCACCCACUCAUCCGCAGGAGGGGAGUGGCGGGUGGGCGAGCAAAACCACAGCCCCGCCCCCUUUACACACGCCAAAGUUGCCCUUAGACACUGACCUCUGACCUGAGCCUUGUCUAACAGCAACGCCGCCAUCUUGCCUCACUCGAGUGACAUUUCUCAGAACCUUUAUUGCCUAACAAACGAGCACAUUUAUUAGUGUCAUUAUUCUACACUGGUUCCUCGUUCCCACUACUGUACACGGGGGGAAAGGAAACCGAAACUAGUUUGCCUGCCUGUGUUUGAAUGUGUGCGUUAGUCCCGCCCUCCUCCUGUCCUUCCUUGUGUGUGUGGUGUCGUGCAGGAGGGCGAAAGGGAUAAGAAGCCAUCCAUUUAACAACAACAACAACAACAAACAACCAAACAAUUGUUCUUAACGUUGUCUUUUCAUAUGUUUGUAUGCCAUUUUUUAUUUUAUUUUUAAAUUCACAUGCCAAUUGUUUUGGACGUGGUACUAAUAAUACACACAGUCACAGUGAAGAUAAAGAGCUGCAACGCUGCAAAAAAAGCAUAUUUAUAUAUUUGUCAUGUAGUUUGUGUUAAUGUAAAUGCACUAUAAAAUGAAAUUGCCUGUUUUUUUUUGUUUUUUUUCCCCUUUUUUUUGUUUAUUUGGUUUGGUGGUGUGUGUGUGUGUGUGUGUGUGUGCGUGGCUUCUUCUUGUCUUAAGGUUUCGUUGUUUUUGUUUGAUUCCAAGUAUUUUCAUGCUUCCUGGUGUGUUGUUUACCAAGGAGUGUUGGAGCCACACUGAAAAGAAGGGAGUAAUAAAGUGGCAAUAUGACGUGGGCUCGGGGAUGGAAAGGGUUCUGCAAGGACACAGUCAUAAUAGUUUUGAAAAUGUUAUAUUCAGACUUGAGUAAAAGUCGACAUAUUAUGAGAAGAAACACAAUUUUAUGAGAAAAGGAAAACACUGAAUUUUAGGACUAUGAAGUCGGACUUUUGUGAAAAAUGUGUAAAGUUGUGAUAUUACAAGAAAAAACUCUGUUUUAAUAUUAUAAGGAAAUAAUUUUGGGGAUUUUUUUUUUGGUUGUUUUCGAAAUAUUACAGCUUUGUCUCGUAAGAUCUUUUUCUUUUAAAUUAUGAAUUCAUCGUCAUUAUUAUUGUAAAAAAUAAUAAAUUCUGUUCCCUUUCGUAUAUAACAACUUUUCCCCAAAUCAAGAUUGAAAUUUUCAUACAAUGAUGGUAAUAUCACGUUUUUUCUUGUAAAAUUAGAGCUUUAUUCUAGUCAUAUUCAAAUGUAUUUUCUUGGCUAAAGUAUGACUUCAUCUUUUAAAAAUUCUUCAAAAUAUUGGUACCACUUUAGUAUGGGGAACAUAUUCUAAGUAACAAAGACUUAAUUUAGAGUUAUUCGGUUAGGGUUAGUUGUAUAAUAAGGCCAUGCAGGAUAAGGCAUUAAUAAGUACUUAAUAAUGACUAAUUAAGUGAAGUGAAUUAUAUUUAUAUAGCGCUUUUCUCUAUUGACUCAAAGUGGCCUAGUGGUUAGAUCGGUAGGUUGUGAGUUCAAACCCCGGCCGAGUCAUACCAAAGACUAUAAAAAUGGGACCCAUUACCUCCCUGCUUGGCACUCAGCAUCAAGGGUUGGAAUUGGGGGUUAAAUCACCAAAAAUUAUUCCCGGGCGCGGCACCGCUGCUGCCCACUGCUCCCCUCACCUCCCAAGGGGUGAACAAGGGGAUGGGUCAAAUGCAGAGGACAAAUUUCACCACACCUAGUGUGUGUGUGUGAGACAAUCAUUGGUACUUUAACUUUAAGUGCUUUACAUAGUGAAACCCAAUAUCUAAGUUACAUUUAAACCAGUGUGGGUGGCACUGUGAGCAGGUGGGUGAAGUGUCUUGCCCAAGGACACAACGGCAGUGACUAGGAUGGCGGAAGCAGGGAUCGAACCUGGAACCCUCAAGUUGCUGGCACGGCCUCUCUACCAACCAAGCUAUACCGCCCCAAGAGAGCCAAUAUGUUACUAAAUUGCAUGUUAAUAAGCAACUAAUAAUGUUCCCCAUACUAAACUGUUACCAAAAUAUUGUUUUCAAUUGUAACAUUCUGUGCAAAAUUUAAUUGAAAUAUUUGAACUCUAUUCUCAUAAAAUUAGAAGUUUUUCCUGGUAAAAAUGUCGACUUCAAUAUAUUGUCGUAACAUUUUUGAUUAAAUAAUUGAGUUUUUGUUUUUUUCAGUGUGCGUCAGACAUUCCUUGGUGUUUAUCGGGUGGUAACUUGACUGUGUUGCGUUAUAUUCUUUUCCCUCUCAUGUGAGAUCUACAUCCAAAAACGAAAGAAGAAAAAAAAAAAGAAAAAAAAGUGGUGAAAUAAUGGAGGUUCUGCUCGUUCACAUAGAAUGCUGUGAUUUUAAAGAUGCCUUAAGUAUUUAACAAUCAUUAUUUAUUACUAACUGUAGCUAGCUAGCUAUUGUGGUGAAAUAUUUUAACGUCUAUCUCAUAACUUUGCAAUUUAAUCGAUAUAUUUAUUUAAAAUAAGAUAAAAUAUUACAAAAAAAAAACAAUACCUCAUUAUGCAUUGGUCGGUGGGGAUGCUUUUUUGCAUGCCGUUUGUCCGUGUGUGUGUGUGCGCGCGCGAGUUUUUCUUCUGCAAAGAAGAAACGAGCGGACUGGGAGGGUUGGGUUAGUGUCUCCCAGUCCUCUUUAAAGCCAGCAUGGUGCUGUUGAUGGAGAUCACAUUCCCUUUAGUUUCACUUGUUUUGAUCGGAGGCUGUCUUUGUCUUAGUAACCGCUCCACGAUUAGCUGGCGUGUUUGUUUUUGCCAUACGAUGCUGCUUUCGCCUCCCAUAAUCAAUCAUUUCCCUCAUCUCUUGGAUCUGCGCUUAUUCUUCCUUUAGAGGCCACAUUGAUGUUGAGCUGUGUUGCCAAUGGCUAUUUGCUUAGUGAUCGUGGGAGGGGAGAAGGGGGGGGGGGGGUGUACCUUACUUACUUAACAUUGCUAACUUGAGCCAUUGAUCUUAUUGAGCAAACUGUGGUGAUACCAAUAUAAAUGAACGUGUGGAUAUAAUAAGCUAACUUUUGCGUGUGCUUCUCCUCAAUACUAUUCCUGCAAACGGUUAUUUUAAAACAAGGGAAAAUUGGAAUCGACUGAAGCUGGCUUUACUAUUUAUUAUUAUUAUUGUUUUUUAAAAUUUUUAUUAUGUUUGUGCUCUCACUGGCCUUAUACCCCCCUUUGCGCCCGCCACAGUGUACCCUGUUUGCUCCAGAGCCAACUGGACUGUAGCCAUAGUAUUAACUCAAGCUGAUGAACCGGAAUGAACAGUAGACACUUUUAAAGCACAAGCUUUUUAAAAUGCAUGUCCUUCUCAGGUUUUCCUAUGUGUAUGUGGGAGUAGCUUUGUUAGAUGUGUUUAAUAUGAUGCUGUACCUUUCUUGAAUAUUUCUUUCUUUGCUGCUGAGAAUACAUAAAAAAAAAAAAAAAAAAACUCCGGAAAAAAACAAAAAACAACGUUAUUAACCUGCCAGUGAAAAAGGGAAGUGGCCAUCUUUGUACAACAACACUGCUGUUUUGCUGUAACCGCGCAAUGUUUUAUGAUCUUGAGUAUUUUAUAGAAAAGUAGAAGUAUGUAUCAAUAAUAUGAAAGCAAUAGCGGAAUCAUAAUGAAGAAUAACAUGAUCAGUGAAUAUUGUGGAGAAAAAAAAAACAAACACCUUUGGAUUCACUCUGGGUGGAUUUUGUACUGUAUUUAUUACUAAUGACAAUGCAAAAAGUUGCAUAGCUUAACCCAAACUGUUCUGUCUCUUUUUUAUUUAUUGUCUUGUAUAUGAUCUUUUUGUAUGUGUUUUUCAAAUAAAAUGCCUAAAAUGCUGACAACAAAUGCAGUUUGUGUGGCUGUUUGUUUGUUUUGGCUUUUUGAUGCGUCCAUGUACUUAGGUGCACUUUUGCCAACAAACUUGAGGUAAUUUGACUUAUCAAAAUAUACACAACACAACCUAAUUAA
Entelurus aequoreus (snake pipefish) is the source of this 6236-nucleotide messenger RNA. RefSeq names its product arkadia (RNF111) C-terminal like ring finger ubiquitin ligase 2Cb (gene ark2cb). The transcript has 7 exons. The record is from RefSeq and is a predicted model, not a curated record. NCBI's taxonomy places the organism in Eukaryota, Metazoa, Chordata, Actinopteri, Syngnathiformes, Syngnathidae. Gene Ontology annotation, molecular function: zinc ion binding; ubiquitin protein ligase activity. The coding region runs from base 514 to 1659 and encodes 381 amino acids.